CUCAGUCUAGACAAUUGGAUCCACCUCAAAAUCACAAAACCCUCGAACGAGCGAUACGAAUUCCCGGAUUCCGUGCUCCCUGGCUCAACGGCAGACGCGAGCACCGACCCGACCACAACCAGCAUCCGCUUCAACUGCACGGCGUCGCCCUUCACGCGCUCCGAAGUACAAACCUCUGUCGCCUCGCAGCCCCUCAUAUUCGAGUCUCAGUACAUGCACGUAAAGACCGACCUGCCCGCAAACGCGAACCUCUAUGAAAUCGGGGAGCCUCACACCGACACGUUCCGCCUGCCGAUGCACAACUUCACGCGUACGAUGCAGUCGCGCGACGCGCAAGGGGUCCCGCAGGAGAACAAGCUUUACGGGAACAACCGGAUCCACGUUGAGCACCGCGCGACGAGCACGCACGGGUUUUUCAUUGCGAACUCGAACGGG
Epithele typhae is the source of this 435-nucleotide messenger RNA. RefSeq lists its product as uncharacterized. Gene Ontology annotation, biological process: carbohydrate metabolic process. The record is from RefSeq and is a predicted model, not a curated record. The annotation marks the transcript as partial. Gene Ontology annotation, molecular function: carbohydrate binding; hydrolase activity, hydrolyzing O-glycosyl compounds. The transcript is spliced from 2 exons. Lineage: Eukaryota; Fungi; Basidiomycota; Agaricomycetes; Polyporales; Epitheliaceae.